GUAAUUUACAGAUAAAGACAAUCUGGAUCAAACAUCUUCUUGUUAAGAACUAUAUCUGAAAGUUAUGCAUUUCACACUGCUGAUACCUGAAAAUAACGUUCUCAUUGAGUUAAAUAUUCAAUUAAGUGUUGUGAAAAUAAGGAAAAAAAGCCUACCUACCGACCCACGUUUUUUUGAUCACAUUUCAGGCAAAAAGGAAAUGACAGAAUGGUUAAAGAGUGAAAUCCUGCCAUUAACUGCAGAUCCCACGGACAAAUUUUGUGAACUUGAAGAGAUAAGACAGCCUGAUCUUUAUGAAGAAGGAAAACAAUCACUGGAAGGCAAUACAGACAAAUCUGAAGUGCCUCUGAGGCGCUCCCCACGGAAAUCUGUGACAUCUGAUGUGACUCCUAAGAAAAGACAUCUGGAAAGGUCAGAGGGUUCACCAAUCGUGCCUCACUCAGCAAGGAAAGUUUUGAAGCUUGAAGAGACUCCAGGAAGCAGCCAGUAUUUAAGCAGUAGGGUUGGUUCAAACAGAAAAGAUGCAUCUGGAAAUAAAAUAAAACGACUGGAGGAAGAUGUUCGUAGCCUUCGAAGAAAAUUAAGGAAACUCGAGGAUAGGGUCUCAGAGUUGGAGAAAGAUAAAGCAUCUAACUCUAAGACAGAACAAGUGGUGGAAAAAGCGGACAGGACGGGGCAGUUGGCAAAGAAGAAAGAGGGACAGGAAAGUGUGUCAAAAAAGGAGGCUGAUUCCAUACUUGAAACUAAGCCGUGCCAGGCAAUCUGUGAACAAGAUGUUGAAGCCAUUGUAGGCAAGGCUAUUGAGGAUCAGAACAAAUUCAAAAAUUUAUGCCUAUAUAAGUUCACCCAGGAAGAACUGGUGUCUUGCACCCGUACAGGGAAGCGAACUAUCAAAUGUAUGGACAAUGUGAAACCCCAGUUAGAUCACACCAAAUUUAAGGAACUGGAAAUAUUAGUAUUAAAAUACACUUCAUAUGAUAAGCCAACUUUCCAAAAAAAAUUUGAAAACUUACAGAAAGUUCUUAGAAGGGAGAAAAAUGGAGCAGUCUGACUUGACC
Molecule: messenger RNA, 1058 nt
Organism: Dreissena polymorpha
Lineage: Eukaryota; Metazoa; Mollusca; Bivalvia; Myida; Dreissenidae
Exons: 5
Coding region: 65-1051 (328 amino acids)
Source: RefSeq, a predicted model, not a curated record